AUGCAAGAGUUAAUGCCUUUGAGUGAAGCUUUUGGUGUUUUAAUCAACACCAAAUACAAGGAAAUUACGAAGAUUAAAUCGGAACAACACUCACUCUAUGCGGCUUAUUCAUCAUGGAAUUAUUUUGUAAAAUCAAAAUUAAUUCCGAGAGAACACUAUGAUAACGUGUUGCAGGAUGAGCAAUUUGGAAUCUUAUUUGUCUUACUGGACAAUCUCACUGAUAAAUCAUCAAAUACCUUGAAAUAUGAUCAUAGCAUUCAAUUGUUGACUGAUUGUUUUAUGAAUGACGAAGGUGUGAAUGAAUUUAUGUUUGGAACUUUUAUUCAUAUCCUGAAAAGAAAAAUCAACAACGAGCAAUCUGAAAUCGCUUCUAUUCAGCAAUACAAGUACUCUAUUUGCACAUUUAUUACUGAAAUUAUUUUAGGAGAUGAAUUUAACAAAAACAAACAGCAAGAGCAGAGUCAUCUGUUAAUACAAACGAAUGACAGAGUUUUCGACAAGUUUAACCCUGAACAAAUUUCACAAUUACUAGAUUGCCUUUGGACGAUAUGCCGUUUUGAGAGUGUGGUUAUGGGCUCGAGGAGAUGCGCCACAAAGUUGACAUCGAAAUGUGCAGAUCUAAUUUCCGUCAUUGCUUAUUGUUUAUCGAUACGCAAUCAUGAGUUAAUUUUUGCUACGUCCGAAUUAUUUAUCAAAACAUCUAUGGAGUUGUUACAUUGGUUUGAACCUCACAGAGAUUUAUAUUCUCAAUUUUUGAGAUACUUUAUUUCAAAGCAAAAAGAAAUUCAGAAAGUUGUCACCCACCUACGAGCUUUGGAGAGGAGUGAAAGAGAGGAAGACAAGAUAAAUGUCAAGGAGGGUAAAUCCUUUGCUGUAAAAUCUCUAUGCUCUCUAUUUUCUUGCUAUUCUAUUUAUUUGGUGGAAGACAGAGAAUAUUUCGAAAUAUUUGUAAAGUACCUCACAAAUGCCGAAAAAAAGAGCCCAAGCAAGACGUGA
Messenger RNA from Naegleria lovaniensis, 996 nucleotides. RefSeq lists its product as uncharacterized. The record is from RefSeq and is a predicted model, not a curated record. NCBI's taxonomy places the organism in Eukaryota, Heterolobosea, Eutetramitea, Acrasida, Naegleriidae. The transcript has a single exon. The coding region runs from base 1 to 996 and encodes 331 amino acids.